Molecule: messenger RNA, 1660 nt
Organism: Owenia fusiformis
Lineage: Eukaryota; Metazoa; Annelida; Polychaeta; Sabellida; Oweniidae
Source: the annotation of a GenBank genome assembly
UAAGAAAUCAAAACAAACCUGACAAGUGUUCGUGCGUAAAACGUCAUCAGAUUUGCUAGAGAGGGGUACAUAAAUUGAUGACGUAGUUCACAUAUUACACAAAGCAAAAUGGAUAGUUGUAGAGCAGUUGAAAAAGAAGUGGAUAGAGUUUUGUCGAAAUUCGUGGGUAUUGAUGGCCACACGACCCAAUCUUUAGACGAUCUUAUACAAUAUGUUUCGGGGAUAUCACAGGAACUUUCCGUAGAUGUCAAUCGACCGGAAGUAUCGACUACACAACAGUUAAUUUUGCAGCAAUGUUGCCAAAAAAUCAAAGAUACGGUUUCUCGACUUGCAAGCGAACACAAGGACUUACACAGCAGUGUGUCGAAAGUGGGUAAAGCAAUUGAUAGGAAUUUCGUCACAGAAUUCAAUGGUAUUGCUCAGGACUAUGUAUUUGAAGGUGUUGAAAAACAGGAAAUGUUGAAUAAAGUUAUCGUUGAACACUUUCUACGUCAAGGAAUGUUGGAUAUUGCGGAGGAACUCAUAAAUGAAACAAACAUAGAAAUUGAUCCAGUCGCCAAGGAACCAUUUCUUGAGUUACAUCGUAUUCUUGAAGCCCUGAAACACAAUGACCUUGAUCCCGCUCUCACGUGGUCUAGGGUGCAUCGUCAACAACUCCAAGCACAGAACAGUUCUCUUGAGUUUAAACUUCACAGACUUCACUUCAUACGCUUGAUAAGCCAAGGCCCCGAGAAACAACAAGAGGCCCUUCUUUACUCUCAAAAUUUCGCUCCUUUUUCCAGUCAGCAUGAACGAGACAUUCAGAUUUUAAUGGGCAGUUUGUUGUAUAUGAAAAGAGGCAUUCAGAGUUCACCAUAUGCUUAUUUAUUGGACACUAUAAAUUGGAUUGAAAUAGCAGAUGUUUUUACAAGGGAUGCAUGUUCGUUACUUGGAAUGUCUGUUGAGAGUCCACUUAGUGUGUGUAUUCGUGCUGGCUGUUCUGCCCUCCCCCCUCUGUUGAACAUUAAACAAGUCAUGCAACAACGACAGUGUACAGGAGUAUGGAGUGCCAAAGAUGAACUUCCUGUUGAGAUCGAUCUAGGAAAAGAGUGCAGAUAUCAUUCAAUUUUUGCUUGUCCAAUUUUGAGACAACAAAGUACAGGCAGUAACCCCCCAGUACGUCUCGUAUGCGGACAUUGCAUAUCGAAAGAUGCACUUAAUAAACUGGCCAAUGGCAGCAAAGUGAAGUGUCCAUAUUGCCCUGUGGAACAGUCACCUGCAGAUGCUAAAGAAAUCAUAUUUUGAACACUAACACUAAACAUGUCUGAAGAAUUUAUUAACAUUAGCAAAUGUAAAUACAAAUGUAAACUUGCCGUCAUUGAUUGACGUAGAACUAUAAUUUAUUUAAUUGAUGUUAAAAGACUUAGAUAUGAUAUUUAGUGUUUAAUGAAAGACCUUUGAAAAGUAUUUCUGGUCUAAGAGAACAUCAGACAAUUUUUAGGAUGUCCCUCCAGUGAUCAGGUGAUUGAACUUACCUGGUACAGUGAAUACAAUGAACUAUAAUUGACUAGUGACUAGUUCUUUACACCAAAUGACAGUGUUUUUAUAACUAAAUGUAAUAGAAAAUUAUUUAGAUCAAAAAAUAUAGCGGCAUGUACAUGUUAUAUGUAAAUGCAUUGUA